This is a messenger RNA of Diatraea saccharalis (sugarcane borer), 1556 nucleotides long. NCBI's taxonomy places the organism in Eukaryota, Metazoa, Arthropoda, Insecta, Lepidoptera, Crambidae. The record is from the annotation of a GenBank genome assembly.
GUUCACGUGUGUCUGUCUUUCUUCUUAUGUUUUGUAAAUUUUUCUGAAAAAAUGGGAAAAUUAGACGUCGCUAUAUUACGUUAUUUAACAGCCGAAGAUUUUCGUGUGCUAACAGCGGUUGAAAUGGGGAUGAAAAACCAUGAACUGGUCCCAGGGUCUUUAGUUGCAUCUAUCGCAAAUCUCCGACACGGCGGUGUAUAUAAACUCAUGAAAGAAUUAUGUAAACACAGGUUACUAACUUAUGAACGUGGAAAGCAAUAUGAUGGAUAUCGUCUUACCAAUGCAGGCUACGACUACUUAGCAUUGAAAGCUUUGGCAAACAGAAAAGUAAUAGCAUCUUUUGGUAAUCAGAUUGGGGUUGGUAAAGAAUCAAAUAUAUACAUUGUAGCUGAUGAAGAGCAAAAUCCAAUAUGUCUAAAACUCCACAGGUUAGGUCGUACAUGUUUUCGAAAUGUGAAAGACAAACGGGAUUACCAUGCUCAUCGUAACCGUGCAUCCUGGUUGUACUUAUCACGCAUAUCAGCUACAAAAGAAUUUGCCUAUAUGAAAGCUCUUUAUGACCGAGACUUUCCAGUCCCGCGUCCCAUAGAUUUUAAUCGGCAUUGUGUUGUUAUGGAACUUGUGAGAGGAGGGCCUCUGACCCGUGUCACUGCAGUAGAUGAUCCUGAGGUUCUGUAUGAUGAACUGAUGAACCUGAUAGUGAGAUUAGGCAACUGUGGUGUGAUCCAUGGUGAUUUUAACGAGUUCAACAUCAUGCUUGAUGAGAAUGGACACCCUAUUAUCAUUGACUUCCCACAAAUGGUCUCCACAUCACAUCCCAAUGCUGAACUAUAUUUCGAUCGCGACGUGCGUUGUGUCCGCGAGUUCUUCAAAAAACGUUUUGGCUACGAGAGCGAGCUGUACCCGAGGUUCAGUGAGCUGGAGCGCGAGGAUCGUCUCGACGCAGACGUGGAGUGUUCCGGAUACAAGCGUUCCAGCCAACACGACCGGGACCUGCUUCAGGAGCUUGGCAUAGAGCUAGGGGAGGAGUCAGAUGAGAGCAGUUCAGAGGAGGAGUUCAGUCAAGAUCAUGAUGCGUCAUACUCUACACACGAACUAGAUGCGCUACGAGAACAGGUGGAUGCUUCUAUACUCAAUGAUGAAACAAAGCCUAUCGGAGAACUUAUUUCAAAGACAACAGAACUCAAUAUAGCAGUGCAAGACGACACAGAAGCACCACAGCUAGUUAAAAUAGAGAGUUCUUCCGAAACUGCUGGCGAUAAAAUUGAACCUGACAAAAAUUCACAGAAGUACAGACUGGCUAUGAUUGAGAAAGCGUUAUCCGAUGUCCGGUCUAUGAGGACUUAUACUUCUGCGAGCACGAUAGCACCUGAGGUGGUGAAGCAGCAGGUUAAGAAGAAUUUAGAGAUGAGACAGAAGAAUAUGGAGAGGAAGAAGGCAAUAGCGAAAGGUGAAGCGAGUGCGGUGACUCGCGCGCGACGUGAUAAUAGAGAGACUAUACGAGAGAGUCACGGUUUGUGGGGGUGGGAUGAGUAAAUAAAAUAAUACAUAUUUAU